Dendroctonus ponderosae (mountain pine beetle) is the source of this 1584-nucleotide messenger RNA. Its product is annotated as 60 kDa lysophospholipase. NCBI's taxonomy places the organism in Eukaryota, Metazoa, Arthropoda, Insecta, Coleoptera, Curculionidae. Gene Ontology annotation, molecular function: asparaginase activity. The record is from RefSeq and is a predicted model, not a curated record. Gene Ontology annotation, biological process: amino acid metabolic process. The transcript is spliced from 9 exons. The coding region runs from base 251 to 1339 and encodes 362 amino acids.
CCUCAUAUUACCAUUUCUUAGUUGACUUGAAAAUUGCUUAAUAUCAUUUAAAUGGAUUUUCAAAUGGCUAUUGAUCAAUAUCACUUAGUAUAGAAGAGCUUCAUUAAAGCGUUCACAAGACUGAGCGUAACCCGUAAAUAUGCGUUUCUUAUAAUUAAGUUUUAUUGGAGCUAAGUUUUCCGUGCUUCUGCACUGUUUAUUUAUAGGGAAUUUAAUUUUUUUAGAUAUUAAAUUUGUAAAACUUUGCGCCAUGAUUGAGCAUAAGAAAGUGCUAGUUCUCUACGUAGGAGGCACUAUUGGUAUGCAGAAAAACUGUAAUAAUGUGUACAUUCCCGUUGCAAAUGCAUUUUUGGAGAAAAUUAAAAACUCGGAAAUGCACGAUCCGCAAUUAGCUAAACAGCUGAGAGUUCCGCUGUUGGACAAUGAACUGGUUUUACCAAUGAUAGGGUCGAGUUUGGUCGUCUACAGGAUUGUAGAGUACAAUCCACUUUUGGAUUCCUGCAACAUGUCAACUGCAGAGUGGACGAUGAUUGCGAAACACAUUGAGCAAAAGUAUGAACGUUUCGAUGGGUUUGUCGUUUUGCACGGCACCGACACAUUAGCUUUUACGUCGUCUGCUUUAUCAUUUAUGUUGGAGAACCUCCAAAAACCUGUGAUUAUCACCGGCUCCCAAAUUCCUAUUUUCGAGCCGAGAAGUGAUGCAAAAGACAAUUUUCUUACUUCUCUGCUGUUAGCUGGUCUCUACGAAAUUCCGGAAGUUUGCGUAUUUUUUGGUGGAAGAUUGUUGCGAGGAAAUAGAUCCACCAAAGUGAGUUCCAAUUUGUUGAACGCUUUCGACUCCCCCAAUUACCCCCAUUUAGCUCUUGUGGGAGUUGAAUUAAGUGUUUAUAAUUCCUACAUAAGAAAAACUACUAAAGGUGGUGAAUUGAUGGUGCAUACUAACUUGAACUCCCAUGUAGGAACGAUUGCUUUCUUCCCAACAAUUUCCAGUUUGCAGCUGGAAUCAUUUUUAAAACCUCCAACCCAAGGUCUAGUUCUACAAAGCUAUGGAGCAGGCAAUAUCCCUUCAAAUAGAACUAAUAUUCUUAGCGUGUUAAAGCAAGCUGUAGAGAGAGGGGUGUUGAUCAUCAACAUAACUCAAUGCUCUAAAGGAGCGGUUAGUAAUGCGUAUGAAACCGGGAUGGUCCUCGAAGCUAUUGGCGUAAUAUCUGGAUACGAUAUGACUACCGAAGCUGCUCUCACCAAGCUGAUGUGGGUUGUGGGUUUGUCUUUGGAUUAUCCGACAAAAGUCAAGUUACUAAAGUCGGACCUUAGGGGAGAACUUACCAAAAGUAAAUAAAUAUGAUCAUCGCAUUGUAAAAAUUUUAUUGUUACUUAACACAUUAUGUGAAUUUACGCGGCUGAUGUAUGAAUAUUUUGUUUUUUAUGUUGUUUGUACUUUACCUUAGUGUAUUGGCUUCUUCAGGAGUAUAUAUAUAUGGAAAUAUCAGCUGCUUAGAAUAUAUGUAUAUGGAAAUAAAUUAAUGUUUAUAUAUAGAAUAUAAUAUGUGAUGCAUAAAUGAAAUUAAAUAUAUUAAGCUUUAA